Molecule: messenger RNA, 1008 nt
Organism: Eremomyces bilateralis CBS 781.70
Lineage: Eukaryota; Fungi; Ascomycota; Dothideomycetes; Eremomycetales; Eremomycetaceae
Product: eukaryotic translation initiation factor-like protein 3 subunit
Exons: 5
Coding region: 1-1008 (335 amino acids)
Biological process (GO): cytoplasmic translational initiation
Cellular component (GO): eukaryotic translation initiation factor 3 complex, eIF3m; cytoplasm
Molecular function (GO): RNA binding; translation initiation factor activity; protein binding
Source: RefSeq, a predicted model, not a curated record
AUGAGGCCGAUAUUAUUGUCAGGCCAUGAGCGGGCCUUGACGCAAGUCAAAUACACGAGAGAUGGCGAUAUCAUCUUCUCAGUCUCGAAAGAUCACAUCGUUUGCGCUUGGUAUUCCGCCAACGGAGAGCGAUUAGGGACAUACCAUGGACACCAGGGUGCGCUAUGGACCGUCGACAUCGACCCCACGACAACGUUGCUCGCCAGUGGCGGCGCCGACAACACUAUUCGGCUGUGGGAUGUCAAAACCGGGAAACUUCUGAAAACCUGGGACUUCGGAUCGAGUAUCAAGCGAGUUGAGUUUUCUCCGGAUGGCACUCAACUAUUAGGAGUUACCGAAAAGCGAGUCGGCCAUGUCAGCUCCAUCGUCGUUUACGAUAUCAAGCAAGAUGUGGAGGCGGAGCAGAGCAGCGAGCACGCUUUGAGGAUAGUGGUCGACGAAAGCAAGGCGACUGUGGCUGGCUUCAGCUACGGAGCGAAGUAUAUCAUUGCAGGUCACGAAGAUGGGUCUGUUUCGCAAUUCGACGCAAAGACUGGCGAACUUCUAGACACUUUCCAAGCACAUGAGCCGGACUUUUCCGUGACAGAUUUGCAGUGGUCGCCGGACCGGACAUACUUCAUCACUGCUUCAAAAGACAAGACAGCAAAGCUUAUCUCGGCAAGCGAUCUUGCUCUCCUCAAGACCUACGUCACGGACACUCCAUUAAACAGCGCCGCUCUUACGCCAGUCAAGGACUUCGUCAUCCUUGGCGGUGGUCAAGCCGCAAUGGAUGUCACCACCACCUCGGCCCGACAAGGCAAGUUCGAAGCCCGAAUUUUCCACAAAAUCUUCGAGGAGGAGAUCGGGCGCGUGCGAGGCCAUUUCGGGCCCCUCAACUACGUUGCGGUCAGCCCCGAUGGGAAGAGCUACUGCAGUGGCGGAGAGGAUGGAUAUGUGCGCGUCCAUCAUUUCGAUCGACCGUAUUUCGACUUCCUGUUCGAGGUGGAGCGGGAGAGGGCGAAUAUCUGA